Molecule: messenger RNA, 1473 nt
Organism: Cuscuta epithymum
Lineage: Eukaryota; Viridiplantae; Streptophyta; Magnoliopsida; Solanales; Convolvulaceae
Source: the annotation of a GenBank genome assembly
UGCAUGUGUGAAAGUGUGCAGGUGUCUGUAUUUUGUUGUAUACCUAAAUUUUAGGCUCCAAACCCGCCACAGAAUAUUCUUCUUCCGCUGUGUUGCUGCUAGUCUUGUUAUUUAAGGUCGCGUUUGGUUAUCACAUUCCUUCUCCAUGCGCAUCUCCUUCGUUUGACAUUCAAGUAUUCACCCUCCAUUCUCCUGCUUUCCUCCUUGAGUUGAAAAUUCAAACAAGCAUGGCGACCCCCGAUGUAUUGCUGAGAGAAGAUCCCAUCUUGUCGCCCCUUCUUGACAACCCGAAAGGAGAAAAUGUGAAGUCCCGAGGGAUUGCUAUCGAGAAGAAGAUUGAGUUACUUGAAAACUUGGCUGGAAAAGUCAGCAACAGAAGAUCUCGCCGAUGGUUGAAUGACCGUCUACUGAUGGAACUUGUUCCUCGCUUGAAUGUGGAAGAAAUUAGAGGGUUAUUUGCUCCACCACCUUUUGGUGAUGAUUUGCCACCCUCUCCAUUUUGCAUGACAUAUCAUAAAGAGUGGGAUAACUUCAGGAACAUUGACAUGGACAAAGAGGCUACCAUGAUGGAGGCCCAUGAAAUUUCUGUGCCAAAGCAUAAGCAUGGCGCUAACAAUGAUAAGGUUGCAGUAUUAACUGCAUGGCAUAGAGUGGAUUGUCGAACAAGAGAGGCGCUUCGCCGUAGCUUUCUUCCGGAGCUCAUUAAUAGCUACGAGGAAUGCAUUCGAAUAUUUAUCAAAGAGAGUGGUGAUGAAGAUGUGCUAGAACUGUCUGUUCAAGACCCUUUUCAUCGCUUGGUAUUGCAUGGUGUUUGUGAGUUCUACAGCUUGGUGUCAGUAACUGCUGUGACAGAAUCAUCAAAGGGAAACAAGACUGUAAAGACAACAAAGAUAAAGAAGGGGAGUUGUAUCCAACUGCCAAACAUUACCCUCUGCAACUUUCUGAAAAUGUCAAAGGCAGGCAUUUGGUGAUUCCAUUCCCACUGUGGAUGAUCCCUGUCUUGUACGGUUGUACGACCACCGCCGCAUUACUUGGAUUAAUUGUGGGCAUUAUGUUUAUUCUUUAUUUAGAGACGCAUGUGUUAGUAGUCUUAUGUUAGCUGCCGCAGCCAGUGUAAUUAUAAUCCAUUAUCUUUAAAAUUGUUGGUGUCUAUUCUUGGAAAUGUCUGGUUUUCCAUACGGAACAAUGAGGGGUUGUCAGGGAUGGCAGUAAUGGGACCUGUAAUAUAUUGGUACUAAAUAAAUGAUGAUCUUAGUUAGAGUUUCAUGUUUUUCAAUUUCUUCAAGACUUCAUGUUAAGCUACAUAGCUGCUAUUGCUUGGUGGUGCGGCUGGUGCCCUUUUUGGGUAACUUGAUGUUUAUGCAUGGGCCGUUUUUAAGAAGACAGUAAUAUAGUACGUAGUAGUAAGAAAAGUCUCACAUGCUUGGCUGUAGCACCAUUAUAGCAAACGAGUAAUCAUUAUCAUAGAUUUCC